Molecule: messenger RNA, 357 nt
Organism: Trichomonas vaginalis G3
Lineage: Eukaryota; Parabasalia; Trichomonadida; Trichomonadidae
Exons: 1
Coding region: 1-357 (118 amino acids)
Source: RefSeq, a predicted model, not a curated record
AUGGGUGAUAAUAAUACUAUUAAUUUUUCUUUAUGUUCUAUCAUUACUAACAAAGUUAAUAUUGUCUUGGGAUGCCAAUAUGCUGUUCAUGUAUAUUUAGACAAUUGCACAUUGAUAAAUCCAGAUGCACACACGUUAUUUGUUGCAAAGAAUGGUAACGCAUAUAUUACCGCAUCAAAUUGCUAUACAAAUUCAUAUCCAGAAUCAGCAUCAACAAAAGGUGCACCAGCAGAUGCAAUCAAAUUCGAAAACAUAACAGAAUUAUCUGAAACAAAAAUAAUUCAUUUGGAAUGCAAUCAAAUUGUCCAAAUGGAAAAAACUCUCAAAAUAUUAUCAUUUAAUAAGAAAAGUCAUUAA